UUGAAGUUUUUUCUUGCGAACCUAUGUCCUUUUUUCGCCAGCGACUACAUUUCAUUAUUCUGCGAUGGGGAACCCGAUGUUGAAGGUUUUAACGACGCUAUCGAUGAGGUUUUUCGCUUGCAUCCGCUCAAAAAACGCAUACUUAUUGUGGGAGAGGAACGAGUAACGAAAUCGUUAUCAAAUUACAUUGAUGUCAUCCCCUCACUUAGCAUUACGCACUAUCCAUGUAUAAUGUUCUACAUGAAUAGAUCUCAAAUGGAAACUGUGCGAGUCUUGCAGUUGCCAAAAGUACCAGCAGGUUAUGAAUUAGGCUCUGCGAACCCCGAUAAAGAUGCUGAGAUUAUCACUAAAACAUGGAGGCACGCCAGACCGAAUGAAAUGGAUCAGACUAAACUGCAAAUAGACAUAAACUUAUAUGCAAAGGCUGCAGACAUGCAGAAGUUGAUUUUGUUUUAUUUUUAUGUCUUUUUCAGAGCAAAGCUAAGGAACUUUCCCUCUUCUUGCGUUCGUUACAAUGGUAAUCCCGUGGGCUUUGAAAUGAUGGAUGCUACGGGAAUGCUUAAUCAUCUGUUUGUACUGGAACAACAUCGCAAGAAAGGCCUUGGAAGUAUCAUUGAGCUCGAUUUAGCGAAAAAAAUUAUUAACAAUGGAUGCAAAGUGUACAAGUGUGUUGAACUAUAUAAUAAGACGGUGCUAGCUGGAAGCAAACAAUCACGAUUCUGGAGCAGUGUCAAAGAUAACGAUGGAAAUGAUGUCCUAAUUGUAUUCUCGAUUGUUGUCAAAGAAUGA
Messenger RNA from Strongylus vulgaris, 789 nucleotides. The record is from the annotation of a GenBank genome assembly. NCBI's taxonomy places the organism in Eukaryota, Metazoa, Nematoda, Chromadorea, Rhabditida, Strongylidae.